This is a messenger RNA of Penicillium argentinense, 702 nucleotides long. It is a transcript of the gene mrpl4, whose product is annotated as mitochondrial 54S ribosomal protein uL29m. The record is from RefSeq and is a predicted model, not a curated record. The transcript is spliced from 3 exons. Gene Ontology annotation, molecular function: structural constituent of ribosome. Gene Ontology annotation, biological process: mitochondrial translation. Bases 1 to 702 code for a protein of 233 amino acids. Lineage: Eukaryota; Fungi; Ascomycota; Eurotiomycetes; Eurotiales; Aspergillaceae. Gene Ontology annotation, cellular component: mitochondrial ribosome; mitochondrial large ribosomal subunit.
AUGCAUCGCACGGUCGUCUCCCGUUUAGCCCGCCAGGGCAGCGUGGCUCUUUCCGAGCUGCCACCUGCUUACCUCGCACCUUCUCUCCACUUCGCGAAGACCUGGACCACCGUGCAGUCCUCGAAUUUCUCCACGACUCCCAUCGCCGCCGGCCGUGGACGCGACCUGAACCGAACUCGUGGCGUGUCGGCCAUCCACCGUACCGGUCCCCGAUUCAAGCUGAGCGCCUCGAAGUACCCAUUGCCCACCCCUGUUUCACCAGAAGAGAUGAAAGAGCGCCCCAAGGAUGCCGACCAUGGACUCUGGGCUUUCUUCCCUCCGUCGCGCGAGGCAUUGAGUGUGCCGGAGUUUGAUGCGGACUUUGGUCGCCCUUGGGCCAUCCAAGAAUUGCGCGAGAAGAGCUGGGACGAUCUCCACAAGCUGUGGUGGGUUUGCGUCAAGGAACGCAACCGCAUUGCCUCGGGCAACUACGAGCGAAUGCGAUUGAAGCCGGGUUAUGGUGACCACGAGGCCCAAGCACGGGACAAGGCUGUUCAAAUCACCCAGAAAAGUAUCAAGCACGUCCUGCGUGAGCGCUGGUACGCUUGGGAGGACGCCACCCGUCUUUACGAACAAGGAGUGCGUCCUGAGGGCCAGGAAUACGGUGCAGAUGUUAUGGAGGAAGAGAUCAAGCCGGAGGAGAUCAAGGAUACCAAGGCCUGA